AUGAAUCCUGGAGGAAGAAGCUUCGUACCGCACCCGAUACGGGUCUCACAGCUGACACAUCAUCGAAUAGACUAUCCUGUUUCAACCGUGCCACAACCGAAACCAACACGAGUGAUCUUCUGCGAUGUGAUUCGGGAGACUUUCUACGAUUAUGCCAAAAUGACGAAAGUUAAUGGAAUGUACUACCUUCAGCGUAACAUUACCUCUGGCAUCCCGCGACUGUUGUGGAUUGCUUUACUGGCAACAUCUCUUUGUCUCGGUAUAGUGUUAGUGUUUUUAUUGUGGAAGAAAUACGUUGAUUCACCGACACGGAUGACUGUUGCCCAAGAAAUGGGUAUACUGCAAGUUCCCUUUCCUGCGGUUACAAUUUGCCACCCGCAAAGUGUAAUGGACUACAGGGCGGAAAAAUUCGUUAGAAAGCUCAAGCUUCCACUGGGGGCAAAACGUGCAACAGUCAUCGAGUCGCUACCAGCUUUGGGAUAUUUCAAUGAGCACCAGUGGAGCUUACCUAAGAUACAAAAUCUACAACUGAUCGACAAUCUUCUGGUUAUGAACAACAUUUCCGUAGAAGAAGCCAUCUUCAUGUUAGGAAUGACCUGCAAAGAUCUUAUCGUUGUGUGUUACUGGGCUAGGAAACGCUUUCCCUGCUUUGGAAACCAUUCAUUUUUAAGUUGGACUAAUUCUACUAGUCAUUACGGCGCUUGCUGCUCUUUCAACUAUCAUCCAAUUGUCCAAAAAUCAAUGGUUCCUUUUGCUGUCAACAGCUACGGCAUUCACGGAGGUUUGAGUGUAAUAGGAACCGGUUUUCCAAAAGCCGCCGAUGGAAAAUCCGGUGCACUGUACUCGGAAGGGAUAAUGUUAAUGACUCAUCAUCCGCACGACUUCGCAGUCGAAGCAGCCCCACUAACCCUCCUCGGACUAGGCUCGGAAGCAUUUAUCAGCGUCUCACCAACAGAUUCUCGGUGUUCUGAGCAGGUUAUGCUACUUCCUCAAGCGCAACGUUCUUGCAUCAUAGAAAAGGACUUUUCGACCCCUAUUGGAAACUAUCGCCAGCCCACCUGCAUGCUGGAAUGCUUACGUGACGAAGUGCAUCGAAAGUGUGGCUGCCAUCCAUAUCAUCUCCCUAGCCGAUCGCAAAUUCCCGGUGGAGCGAAACAGAUUAGGAAGUGCUCCGUGGAAGAUUCGAUGUGCCUGAUUGACAAUUACUAUAUGUUUCAAAGACUCCGGUGUGAAUGCCUUCCUGCUUGCAGUGAUGUUACAUACAAAACAUCGUCUGUGGUAUCAGAUUUUGCCGCGCAUAAAUUUUCCAUGAACAAAUUCUACUCGGAAACAAACCUGACAGAGUCGGAAUUUAUAUUUCACGUGUACUUAAAUAAUCACUUAGUUCCGUCUAACCGACGUGUUGUUGUAGUUUCCUGGAUAUCACUUCUUGCCAACCUUGGAGGCGUUUUCAGCUUAUGUUUGGGAUUGAGUGUGCUUUCAUUGUUUGAGAUAUUUUUCUACGUUACCUUUCGAUUCUACAGAAACUAUAAAAAACUUAAAGCUGAAAAAACCAAUAGGAUUAUAGUUAUGGCUUCCGAAAAGCAGCCUCACGAGAGAAGGGUAAAGCAGUUCGGAUAA
Molecule: messenger RNA, 1620 nt
Organism: Wyeomyia smithii (pitcher-plant mosquito)
Lineage: Eukaryota; Metazoa; Arthropoda; Insecta; Diptera; Culicidae
Gene: ppk6
Product: sodium channel protein Nach
Exons: 6
Coding region: 1-1620 (539 amino acids)
Biological process (GO): sodium ion transmembrane transport
Cellular component (GO): membrane
Molecular function (GO): ligand-gated sodium channel activity
Source: RefSeq, a predicted model, not a curated record